AUGAAUAACUUCAAUUUACAAGCUUUCAACACUGAAAACCUAUCCAAAAUAUUGGAUGAUUUCGAUCCAGAUUUCAAUCUACCUUUAAUAAUAGGACUAACCACUGGGAUUGGUGUAUUGUUUUUGUUCUUAUUAGUAUUGACCAUAUAUUUCUCAUUUUUCAACAAUGGAGGUUCAAUUUUUUUAGGUUCAAAUUUUAAUAUACCUGGUGAAUUUGAUGAUGAAGAAACAAGAUUAAAUGAUGAGACUGAAUAUUUACCAAAGUUUACUGAAUUGGAAAGACAGAAUUAUUUUGAUGCAAAGCAAUUUCAACAAGAUCAUGAACCUGAAACUAAUCCAAUAGGUUCCACUUUAACCACUGAAGAACGUGAUUUUAUAUUGGAUCGUGGUAUCCAAGCUUAUGUGUUUCAACAAGAAAAUGUAUCUUCAUUAUCCUCAUCUAUGCCAUCUGUUAUAAUCGAGGAUAAAUUAGAUGUUCGUUUCACUUCAAUGGAUCCAAAUUCAGCUAUUUUAAAUUACCCAUUACCAACUCAUGAUAAUGAUACUGUUUAUUUUGAAGUUAAAUUAUUUGAAUUACCUGAAGGCUCUCACGUUUCAAUUGGUGUGGCUACAAAACCUUAUCCAGGUUUCAGAUUACCAGGUUAUAACAAAUAUUCAAUUGCUUAUGAAUCAAAUGGUACUGUUCGUAUAAAUCAACCUUUUUAUUCACCCCAAAUAUGGAGUAAAUUAUUAGAAGGUGAUGUUUUAGGGGUUGGGUUCAAACCAAGAUCUGGUACGAUUUUUUUCACUCAUAAUGGUAAAAAAUUAUUAGAAGCUGUUCAUAAUCUUCGUAUGGAUUUAUUCCCAAUUAUUGGUUCUCAAGGUGCUGCUAAAUUGAAUGUUAAUUUAGGUCAAUUGGGAUUCGUCUUUAUUGAAGCCAAUGUUAAGAAAUGGGGGUUUGGUAGUGUUUAUGGUACCAUUGGAAUUCCUCCAGCUUAUGGUAAAGAAACUGUUCAUGAUACCGUGCUAGAUAAAGGUGAAGAAUUACCACCAAAUUAUCCUUCAGAAGAGGAAACUUUCUUUGGACCAUCUGCAUUAUUGAGCACCAGUGGUGCAGUGGUUGAUCCGCCUGCCCCAUCAGCAGUUGUUAAACCUACAAAGAUUAUAAGUAAUCCACCAAGUUAUAAUGAUGAACCAAAACAAGAAUUACCACCACAAGAUGAUACCCAAGAAGUUGAUACGAAUGUUGACCAGAUUAGAGAACGAUUAUAUGAAAGAAGAUCAUCUACUUUUGAUCAACAAAAUAAUCAUUAUGACCCAUUAGCAUCAAGUUCAGUCCCAACACCAAUCCCACAAGAAGAGACAAGUGAAGUACAACCACAAGAACAUGUUAAACUUGUUGAAAGUAAAGAAUCUUCAACACAUGUUGAAAUUUCUCCAAAGGGGCCUAAUCAAGAAUCUCCAAAAGAUCAAGAAGAAGAUGAUGAAGAAGAAGGAGAAUCACAUGAAUCUUCACCAGAUCCAGAAACAACCAUAGAGGGAACACCAGAACCUCAAGGUGAAGCUCAAGCUUCAAGUUCAAAGACUUCAACACCUUCUUCAAAGAAUAAGAAUAAGAACAAGAAGAAGAACAAAAAGAAGAAGGGGAAAAAGGGAAAGAAAUAG
This is a messenger RNA of Hansenula anomala, 1644 nucleotides long. It is a transcript of the gene SSH4, whose product is annotated as Ssh4p. The coding region runs from base 1 to 1644 and encodes 547 amino acids. NCBI's taxonomy places the organism in Eukaryota, Fungi, Ascomycota, Saccharomycetes, Phaffomycetales, Wickerhamomycetaceae. The transcript has a single exon. Gene Ontology annotation, molecular function: protein binding. The record is from RefSeq and is a predicted model, not a curated record.